UCUCUUUUUUCUUUUUUUUUCUUCUUUUCUUUUCUUUCUUCCCUCUUCUAAAUUAACUAUUCCCCAUUUUCCAUUAUUCGUUCUUCCUCCUACUCAUUCAUUCAUUCAUUCUCCUCUCCUGCCUGCCAUCUCAUCUCCUCCCCCACCUCCUCUCUUAUUUACAUUCUGAAAAAUCGCCAGGCAGAGAGAGAGAGAGAGAGAGAGAGAGCGAGCUCAAAUCAUCCCCAUUUCCCCCUCUCUCUUAUAUAUCCCCUCCCCCACUUUAAUUUCUCAACCCCAAAAAUGCCUCUUCUGCUUUGAAGAGAGAAAACAGAGAGAGAGAGAGAGAGACAAGAAAAAGGAGCAGAAGAAACCAAUCCAGAGCUACCAAGCGGAAAACAAUGGCGACUUCUCCUUCCCACGCUGGCCCUGAGAAGAAGCACUGGUGGCUCACCAAUCGAAAGAUCGUGGACAAGUAUGUUAAGGAUGCGAGGAGCUUGAUUGCGAGCCAAGAGCAGGGCGAUGUCGCAUCCGCAUUGAACCUGCUGGACUCGGCGCUCUCGCUCUCGCCGCGAUUCGAGCCAGCGCUGGAGCUGAAGGCGAGAUCCUUGCUCUACCUCAGGCGAUUCAAAGAUGUUGCUGAUUUGCUACAGGACUAUAUCCCCAGCUACAAAAUCGCAGCCGACGAAUCUUCUUCUUCCUCCUCCUCUUCUUCUUCUUCUUCGUCUACAUCUUCCUCCGAUAGUUCGUCCCAGCAGCUCUCCAGAGAGCGGACGAAGCUCCUCACUCAUUCGGAGAAUUCCUCAUCGGAUCUGCCCGGCGAUCGGGAUCCGAGCUUCAAGUGCUUCUCCGUCUCCGAUUUGAAGAAGAAGGUCAUGGCGGGGCUCUGUAAAAACUGCGACAAGGAAGGGCAAUGGAGGUAUUUGGUAUUGGGCCAAGCCUGCUGCCAUUUGGGCCUAAUGGAGGACGCGAUGGUCCUUCUCCAAACCGGGAAACGCCUCUCCACCGUCGCAUUCCGGCGCCAGAGCAUCUCAUGGUCCGACGACAGCUUCUCCCUCCCCAACUUCCCCUGCGACUCCACGGCCCCGCCGACUCCGCCGCGGUCCCUGGCCGAAUCGGACAACAAAAUCACUCACCUCCUCUCCCACAUCAAGCUCCUCCUCCGCCGUCGCGCUGCCGCCAUCGCCGCUCUCGACGCCGGUCUCUACGCCGAAGCCAUCCGCCACUUCUCCAAGAUCGUUGACGGCCGGCGGGGAGCGCCGCAGGGAUUCCUCGCCGAGUGCUACAUGCACAGAGCCUUCGCCUACAAAUCCUGUGGCCGAAUCGCCGAGGCGAUCGCCGAUUGCAACAAGACUCUGGCACUCGAUCCGUCCUCGAUUCAGGCUCUGGAGACAAGAGCCUCGCUCCUCGAGACCAUCCGCUGCCUGCCGGACUGCCUACACGAUCUGGAGCACAUGAAGCUGCUGUACAAUUCGAUCCUUCGUGACCGGAAGCUCCCCGGCCCGGCGUGGAAGCGGCAGAACGUGAGGUACAGGGAGAUUCCGGGGAAGCUCUGCGCGCUGAGCACCAAAAUUCAGGGGCUGAAACAGAGAGUCGCCGCCGGUGAGAUCGGGAACGUGGAUUACUACUCCUUGAUCGGAUUGAGGAGGGGAUGCUCGAGAUCCGAGCUGGAGCGAGCUCAUUUGCUGCUCUGCUUGAGGCACAAGCCAGAUAAGGCGACGAAUUUCGUGGAUCGGUGCGAGAUCGCCGACGAGCGCGAUCUCGAUUCGAUCAAGGAUCGAGCGAAAAUGUCCGCGCUGUUGCUCUACAGAUUGAUACAGAGGGGUCACUCUAGCCUGAUGAAGAACAUUCUGGAUGAGGAGGCUGCCGAGAAGCAGAGGAAGAAAGAUGCCGCCGCGGCGGCGGCAGCAAUGCAGGUUCAAUCCGCGGCCGAGGCAGCUGCCGCGGCCGCGGAUUGUCAGGCUGCGACGUCGUCCGGGAGCGUGGAUCCGGCGGUGUUCCAAGGAGUGUUCUGCCGGGACCUGGCGGUGGUCGGAAGCCUGCUGUCCCAAGUCGGGUUUAACCGCCCGAUUCCGGUCAAAUACGAGGCGCUGAGCUGCUGAUUUGGAUUAGGAGAAGUGGGAAAUGGGAAUCUCUGGUUCAUAUUUUUGUGCAAAAAAAAAAAAAAUUAUAAGUUAGCAGCAGCAUUGCAGCAAAAUACAUUAUUACAGUGUUGUUCUUUUCACCGCCGGGGAAAUUUUGUCGAUCAUCACCACGUUCUCGCGUUAUCUCUUCUUUUUUUCUAUCUAUCUUUAUUGAUGCACUGCUACUGCUGCUACUGCUCGAGGAAUCCUUAUCACCUCUACUGCGCUGCUUCAAUUAUUAUUGUGUACAGAAUCUUUCGCUUUCUACACUACAGUACCCCUAUUUUUUGCCCCUC
This is a messenger RNA of Linum tenue, 2398 nucleotides long. The record is from the annotation of a GenBank genome assembly. NCBI's taxonomy places the organism in Eukaryota, Viridiplantae, Streptophyta, Magnoliopsida, Malpighiales, Linaceae.